CGUCCGCUCUCCCAUAGAUAAGCCAAUGAGGGCCGGAUUAGUAGUUGGGUCGGUGACGACCAGCGAAUACCUGGUGUUGUAUGUUUUGGACUCUUUUGUCUCACUGUCUUGUCAGCUAUCUACUGACACGCUCGCGAGCCUCUGUCAGCGGGCAUGAUGAGCACAGGAGGGUUUUGCAGUUAUGAAUUAUUUGUUGACGUGAUAGUUGGCUUUGUAUUGUUGCUUCCUGUGUGUAUCUGGCUUGGGGGGGCCGGCCUACAUCUACACCUACAAUACCGGGGCUCGUACCACGAGUGCUCGCGUAGGACAGGCGGCACGACAGCUCAACACCCUCUCUCCCCAUGUCUCAUCAAAAACAUGCCCCCUUCCCCCACCAUCGCCACGGAUGGGAGGGGGGGAAGGGGGGGAAGCACUACGUCAAAGAAAGGGAGGAGAGACGAAGAGACCAAGGCCAAAAAGGCAAGACAGGAAAUGAGACGGCCCCCAAAAAUUCCCUGGGAAAGCAUCCGUGGGGUGAGAGACAAGGUCCUUUCCCUUUCCUCCCGAACCCUCCACCCCCAGAGCCGAAACGGGCGUGUGUCUUUGUCGCGCGCCAGCAGAGAGAGAGGGGGGGGGGGGCGGAGAAAUAACCCCCCCGCAGGGAAGUGCCGGGUGUUUGGGCGUCUACCUACAUGCUAUGGCGCAGGGAAGGGGGAGAGGAAGCAAGCAAGCAAAGUUUCGAGACGAGUGCCAUCGCGGCUCACCUUGAGAAUGGCAAACUCGCAACCAGCCGCCGCCAU
Molecule: messenger RNA, 779 nt
Organism: Colletotrichum navitas
Lineage: Eukaryota; Fungi; Ascomycota; Sordariomycetes; Glomerellales; Glomerellaceae
Exons: 1
Source: RefSeq, a predicted model, not a curated record